AUGGAAGCGACUGCCGCCCAGACGGCCAGGAGAAUCUUCAGAGGCUAUGGCGCAGACUUAAACUUUCCCCCCAUUCCCCCGUCACCCCCCCCUUCUCCCCCCGUCAACCCCCCCUCCUCCCCCCCUCGACCCCCCCUGCCCAGGUGCCUCAGGGGGGAAGAGGGGGGAGAUGAGGAGGAGGAUAGGCGGCAGCAGCUGCGGCGGUUAAAAAAGGAGGAGCAGCAGAGGCAGCAGCAGCAGCAGCAGCAGCAGGAGGAGGCGGUGCGUGCAAAGGCAGAACAGCAGCAGCAGCAGGUUCGGCCCGAGCCUGACGAUCCAGGCUCGGGCGGAGGCACGGGAACGUUUGACAUCCAAAAGGUGGUCAGCUUUCCCCUGAAAGUCCUAGUAGACGCCACCAACACUUUCGCCUCGGGCAACCAUCUCGGGCAGGGUACCUACGGAAUGGUGUACAAGGCGAAAUUACCCUCGGGGGAUGUGGUAGCGGUGAAAAGAGCUAAGGCAGACCGGAAGCAGGAUGCGGGGAAAUUCCGAAAGGAGAUUGAGCUGCUGUCUCGGGUCAGCCAUAAGAACCUGGUGCGGCUGGUGGGGUACUGCAGGGAGGGAGGAGAGCAGCUGCUGGUGUAUGAGUAUGUGGCGGGAGGAAACCUGUCUCAGAACCUCAACCCGACGUGGAGAGAACGCCACAGCCGCCCCCCACUGAACUGGACGGAGAGGCUACUUAUUGCAGCGGGUACUGCACGGGGACUAGCAUAUCUGCACGAGGAGAUCAACGUGCCCUUCAUCCACCGGGACGUGAAGCCCAGCAACAUCAUGAUCGACCGGCACGUUGUAGCUAAGAUCGCUGAUUUCGGCACGACCAAGCCCAUGACUCCGGAAGAGCUGAGGAAGAUGUCAGUCACCAUCCAAGGCACCGCUGGCUACUGCGACCCGGACUAUCUGCGCACGGGGCACUCCUCAAAGCGCAUCGAUGUGUACUCGCUGGGCAUCGUGCUGCUCGAACUGCUCACCGGCAAGGGGCCGCACAAAGUCAACCGCCCCUACCGAUUCGACGUGAAGGAUCGGUUUGACAGGGGCGGCUUACCUUCCAUCGUAGACCCAACCAUGGGGCUGUACCCUGCAGACGAGCUGUACCAUGUCUUUGACCUCGCCCUCCGCUGCACCGACAUUCAGAACCCCGCCGCCCGCCCCUCGAUGUCCCGAGUGGUGGCUGAGCUAGAGGCUGUUCUCGAGCCUGAGGCGAUUUCCCGCUUCAUUUCCUCCGGACCUCCGUCGCACGACUCGGCGGACUUCCGUACCGCGCCGUCAGGCUCGGGAGCUGGUCCGGGUGGGGCGGGGCUGACGCGGUUUGCGGGAGCUGGGAAGCAGGUGGGGCAGGGUGGUGUAGAAGGGGGGCCAGGCUCGGCGGCGGCAGGCUCGGGGGUAGCAGGUUUGGCAGUGGGAGGUACUGCAGGUGCUGCAUUGGCUGCAGCAAUCAGCUCUGCCUCUCCCUCACGUGCCGACGAUGCCAGUUCAACUCACACUCCAGACUCCCUUAACCCUCCGAACUGCUCUCAACCGCAACUUACCCCUCCAUCUGAUGCGCCUAUUCCUCCUCCGUCCUCUAGAAGAACACCAGGACCCCCGGCAUACAAGGGCAGAGCAGCAGGGGCAGCAGGGGCAGCAGGAGCAGCAGCAGGUGCUGCGGAAGCCACUGGAGGGGAUAUUCGGGGUGUGAGGGAUAGAGAUUAUGAUGGGGCCUAUGUUGUGAGUCACGAUGUAGGCGUCCAGAUGAAACCUGCACCAGUUGCAGCGUUUCGGGGGGCAUCGGCAGCUGUUGGGGGAGGAGCAACUGGAGCAGGUGUUACUGUAGCAGGUGUGGCUGGUGGGAACGCAGGUGGAAUCAGUGGUGGCAUCGGGGUUGCUGCUCCUCCUACUGGUCAACCAUACGAAGCGGGAGAGAGAUUUGGUGAGGGAGGAGGUGGAGAUGGAGGUGAGAGGGGUGGAGAGGGGUAUGAGGAGGGCUUGGAUGCGUCGUUUGAUUCUAGCGGGUUUGAUCGGAGCGGGCGCCUCAGAAUGGCUCGAGAUGCGGUUUUCGCGCUCUCCCUCGCGCUCCUGCUCGUGGCAGCGCGCGCCGGCAGCCCCAUCACAAGCUCGACGGCGAACGAGAAGCCUGAUCCGAGCAGCAAGAAGGACGACGGGCUCAUGACCGAACUCCCAGCAGACAUCGCGAAGCAGGCGGCGUCGGGCAACGCGGCUGGACUGACCUAUGUGGACACGGCGCAGGAUUCUUUCUUCAUGGCUGAUGUGAAGAAGGCCGGGUGGAACGCGCAGAAAUGCCCGCCGGGUUUGAACAAGGAGCUGGCGGGCGCGUGCACGCCCAAGAAUUGCUCCAAGGGCGGCAUUGCGGCCAAAUGGAAGACGGCGUACCUGCAGAAGAACAAGCUCGGGUACGAGCUGUACGUGCCGGGUAACCCGCUCACGCUGCUCAAGGCCAACCCCGCGUCGUGCUGCAACACCACGGAGGCGAAGCCCGUGCCGCUUCAGGUGCGCAUCGGCGGCGAGUGCAACCCGAGCGCCAAGAUUCUCAACGACCCGCAUCUGGUGGGCGCGCACGGCACGCACUGUUAG
Messenger RNA from Closterium sp. Naga37s-1, 2607 nucleotides. The record is from the annotation of a GenBank genome assembly. NCBI's taxonomy places the organism in Eukaryota, Viridiplantae, Streptophyta, Zygnematophyceae, Desmidiales, Closteriaceae.